AGAGAGAGAGGGAGGGAGGGGUUAACAGCUGUGAGGUAGGAGAGAGAGAUAGCACGGUACUCGCUUGUUACCUAGAGGGGGUGGCAGAGCAAGGGAGAAAGGAGGCAAGAGAGCUGCUGUGUUAUGUAUCACUGCUGGUGACCACCAGCACACAGCAAACUGACAAGGGGGACGAGUACGGAGGGCGAGGCUGCUGCUGCUGUAACCAUGGCGCAGCCGUCUCCGAGCACAUCUCCAAGUGCCCGUCGCCGUAGCAAUGGCUCAGUGAGAGAGUGUCUAUUCUUCCCUGUUUCUGAACGCAACGAGCAGGAGAGGCUGGAGGUCCUGGUCCGCCAGAGAGCUGGAGGUGCUGAGAGAGAAGGAGGAGGAGAGGCCCGGAACCACCUGGACAACAGGCCCAAGCGAUGGACAUGGGGAGGGCCGCCUGAUGGAGCUGAGGGUAACCCUAUGACCCCACCCUGCCAUGCCAUUGGCUCCGCUCAGCCCAAUGAGCUUCCUGCUGCUUCCAGUGCCAGCAAACCCCGUAACGUUGUUGACUUCCUGUCUCCACCUGCCACGGAUGCACCAAUGAGCAAACAGCUGUCCAGCUCUGCUGCUGCCCUUCACUCCCCAGAGAGAGCUUCCCCCAACAACCACAGACCAUACAGAAGUUCCUCCAACCGAAGGAGCAUCGCUGGACUCCCCGAGGAGACGCCCAGGGCCAAAACACCCACGGGGGAGACUCCGAACACACCAGUCCGCAGUGCUUCCUUCAGGGCCAACAGCAAGGGCCCUGCCACACCGAAACGGGUGAGGUCAACCAGGAGUGGUGCCCAGUCUCCCUGCUCCCCCAGCCAGUAUCCCCCCUCCCCGCUCCGUCAAAGAGCCGCCACCCCCAGCACCGAUGACAAGGCAAACGUUGAGGUCAAAGGUCAUGGCACCUUGGAGAGGAAAUCAACCAAAUCUGACAACUCGGAGAAGAAGAUCCCCAAAUCCACCAGCAGAGAACUGACAGCAGAGUCUCCGGGCGCACCCACAGGCAGGAGUGUCGGGGGGACGACGGAUGCUGAGGAGGCAUCCAAACUGCUGGCAGAGAGACGGCGCCUGGCCCGGGUGCAGAAGGAGCAGGAGGAGAGACAGCGACAGGAGGAGGACAGGCUGAGAGCAGAGGAGGAACAUCGGAGGCAGCAGGAAGCGAGAGAGCGACAGGAGAGAGCGGCACGCCAGGCCGAAGAGGAGAGAAUGAGGCGGGAGGAGGAGAGGAGGAACAAGGAGGAAGAGGAGCGACGACAGAAGGAGCAGAGAUGGAAGGACAUGCAGGAGCAGCUGGACAGAGAGAGGGAGGAGGCCUUCCUGCGAGCCCAGAGGGAGGCUGAGAGGAAAAGGCAGGAGAGGGAGCUGCUGCACAUCCAGGAGGAGCAGGAGAGGCUGCAGAGGAAGAAGAGAAUUGAGGAGAUUAUGAAAAGAACAAGGAAGAGCGAGGUGGAGCCUCCAUCUGGUGCCUCAGCAGAGGGUGUGGUUGCUGUGGAGGAGGACGCCCAGACUCCCGCUGAACCUCCCCUCAUCACGCUGGGACCCCUGGAGAACAAGAGCUGCAUGGACGAGCUGUCUGAUGGAGUCCAGUCCAUGGACGUCAGCUCUCCAUCUGUCUCCAUCAGCCCAGUGUCCAGGGACGAGCAGGUGAGCGCUCAGGAGUUUUCACCCGUCACCGAGGGAACAGACGGCUGCCCCCUCGAACACCUGAUGGGCCUCGACAGCCAGACUCCAGGACAGCCACAGGGUGCAGAAACACCACCGUACCCCAAACUGCAGGCCAGCAGCGGGGUCGGGGACCUCAACAAGAACCUGCUGAUCCAAGCGUACAGCGCUGCCUCUGAAACCUCCCAGCUCAUCCACAGCGUCGGCCCGAGCAAGGUGGACAUCUAGCAGCCAGAACCAUUUUCAGGAGCAGGCUCAGUUGAAACAGGAGAAACGGAGCAGGAGAGCGUCACCGUCAUUUGCAACAACAGCCAUCAUUUCUACCUGGAACAACCCGAUUUCUCAUCUGUUACCCAACCACACACACUGGUCACUUACUGACACAGUGUGAAUGGACCGUUCUGACUUUUAGAAACACAACAUAAUGUGACAGAAUCAUGCAAAUAAUGUAAAGUAAGCUUCUUGACGUGAUAAUGAGACAACGGAUUGCGAUCUUGCAUGUUUGUCACCUGAGAAAGUUUCAUCAGCUUUAUUCACCUAAAACUUAACCAAGAGCCGAACCUUUGUUUAAUGCUGUACAAACUAAUAAGCAUAAGCUGGAGACUGAACUAGUUCAUGUCAGCUCAGCUCUGCACACAUUAACCCACCUGUCAUAACAACCAGUACAUCUCCAAUAUUGUCCAGCUGCAUUGCCACAAAAUAUCACUCAACUAUAAUGUGCUUGAAUGUGUCAGCCCAGCUUUGUAAAGCUGUAUUUAGACCUGACCGGGUGGAUGAGACUGACUCUGUAGCAGUUUAUCCGGAGGAAGCCGUGACACAGACGCUGUUUAGUUUGAAUGCUAAGCAGUGGCUUCACUGAGGACGAGCCGGCCAAGUUGUUUUAUGGCUGUGUUCUUCUCCUUCUCAUCGGUGGUUCUGAUGGUUCCUGUAUGUUGAUCUCGCCGCCAACCUGCCGUAAUGCUCACAGCCACUCUUGCUUCUGUACAGUCCCCAUCUGCUGUAGAUUUCCUGUCAUCCCCUUGCAGGAGAAAACCAUCAGCACCUGAUACUAAUGUCCCACUGAUGAUCCGUAACACCUAGCCUAUAGCUGUGGUUUCUCUGCUGCUCGUCAUUUGAUUGAUGGACGUUUUGUGGACCAGCACUGAUCCACAGUGAGGUUAUAACGACAGCCUGUGGUACAAGGAUUAAAAAAAGCCCUAUUUUUAGCUGCCAGCCAGGAAAAUAAUGACAGUGUGUUGUGUGUUUGCUUGGCUGCAGUUUAUAGCAUGCCCCUCUUAUACGAGUUGUUUUAAUAGUUUCACUGCUCUGAAAACACAUAUAUUGCAGCUCAGCUCAUUCCUGCAGUUCAAAUAUACCUCACUGAUUCAGACCAGACUCUGGUGUUGACCUUCUCACAGCUCAUCACCUUUGAGCCCUUAAACCUCUGUGCAGUCAACAUCCUUCCCUACUGCACCUUCCACCUGCGCGUUACCCUCAG
Messenger RNA from Monopterus albus (swamp eel), 3154 nucleotides. RefSeq names its product MAP7 domain containing 2b (gene map7d2b). Gene Ontology annotation, biological process: microtubule cytoskeleton organization. Lineage: Eukaryota; Metazoa; Chordata; Actinopteri; Synbranchiformes; Synbranchidae. The transcript has 13 exons. The record is from RefSeq and is a predicted model, not a curated record. Bases 208 to 1905 code for a protein of 565 amino acids. Gene Ontology annotation, cellular component: microtubule cytoskeleton.